CAGAUAUUUGCCGACAUAAUCGUACGUUCCGGCUUCUCAAGGAGCCAAUUAAAUAGUAUUAAUUCUUAUGUAGUACUUCUGCGGAAAAAGCUCAGCAUCUUCUAAGCAACUUGGAAAUGGCGUUGUAUAUGUUGUGCGUGUUCUUCGCAUUAAUAGCCGCUUUUUUUGCCGAUGAAAGCAAAGAAGUUUGUACUGCCGAAGAUUUAGCAACUACGGAAGGUAUAAUUACUGAAGAUACUACGGAAGCUGCAGUUACUACAGAUGCUAUAGUUUCUACAAAUACCACCGGAGACACAGUCUCUAGAGAAGGUAUAUUUCAAGAUACAGAAAAACUGGUUCUAGCACUUAACCAUUUCGCUUUCGAUGUGUUUAAGCAACUCGCCGGUAAAGAAGGUGAAAAUGUUUUCCUUUCACCCUUGUCUCUCUCGAGCCUUUUCGGGAUGCUUCACUACGGGUCUAGAGGGCAAACAGAACAGGAAUUGUGGAGCAUGUUGGGCUACGAUAAGGAAAAUCUAACUGGCAUCGAAAUACAUUCAACUUUCAAAGAUCUUCUAGAAGAAAUCCAACCAAACCCACCUGAUUAUAAAUUAGAUAUUGCCAACGCCCUUUUAAUCGAUAAGAAAUUAGGUCUUCUUACAGAGUAUCAAACCAAAGCCCAAGAGUUGUACGGUGGAUCCGUGCAAGAGGUUGAUUUCUCGGAAGAAGGAUCUGAGAUUGCGGAAGAAAUAAAUCACUGGGCAAAGAACAAAACCAGUGGUAAGAUCCUUCGCAUUGUAAGAGAUUUCCAGCCAGAUACUCAGAUUGCUCUUGUGAGUGCUGCUCAUUUCGAGGGAAAAUGGCUUAAUAAAUUUAAACUCAAUUCUACCGAUAAGCAGAUUUUCUACGAUAAGGGCUAUUUUCGAAAGGCGAAGGAGGUACCAAUGAUGCAUAUGACUGGUAAUUUCAUGUACUGGUCGGGGAAGUCGUACAGUGCUUUAGAGGUCCCUUUUGAAGGUGACAAUGUCACCAUGAUAAUCUUGAUGCCGAAAGCUAUAGAUGGUCUCGCUAAGUUGGAAAGAAAGAUGACGCCAGAAAAGUUAUCGAGACUCAUAGAUAUCAUGUAUGGCGCUGAUCUCAAUAUUCAAAUACCAAAGUUUAAACUACUUUAUUCCAAGGACUUAAUCUCACUCCUAGGAGUCGAAAACAUCUUUCAGCCAGAUGCAGAUUUCUCUGGAAUGAUUAACAAUGGCUCAGCCACCAUUAAUCGAGUUUUGCAUAAGACAUUCCUUGAAAUAUCGGAAAAAGGAGCUGAAGCAGAUGCAGCAACACAAGUUCCUAUUUUCAAAAUAUCGUUUAUCGAGGAACCCUCGUUUCCUCUCUUUAAAGUAGAUCGGCCCUUCAUGUUUGUAAUUCAAGAUUACAAUAACGAUAUGAUAAUGUAUAUGGGAAGAAUCGAUACUUUAUAGAUGUCAUCUAAGAGGCAGUGAGGUAAUGCGCAUUGUUUUCAAAAACUUCUUUAAGCAUUUUUUUUUUAAAUUGUGCGAAUAUUUUAGCUUUUGUUCCCAAAAUUGUAAUAAAGAAAUAUUUUUUAAAUUGUA
This is a messenger RNA of Stegodyphus dumicola, 1577 nucleotides long. RefSeq names its product iripin-8-like. Gene Ontology annotation, molecular function: serine-type endopeptidase inhibitor activity. The record is from RefSeq and is a predicted model, not a curated record. NCBI's taxonomy places the organism in Eukaryota, Metazoa, Arthropoda, Arachnida, Araneae, Eresidae.